Molecule: messenger RNA, 682 nt
Organism: Folsomia candida
Lineage: Eukaryota; Metazoa; Arthropoda; Collembola; Entomobryomorpha; Isotomidae
Exons: 5
Coding region: 113-634 (173 amino acids)
Source: RefSeq, a predicted model, not a curated record
GUCACUUUUUUGAUCACUAACUAGAAGUAGUUGAACAGUAAAAAUCUAUUCGCCAGUGCAUUUUUAAGACGUAAAUUUUAUUUUUCUGCGGAUUAAAUACAUACUUAAGACAAUGGCACAAAUCAAACUUCAAGAAAGAAAAAGUUAUCAAUUUUCUUGCAUACUUCUCUUCUUAUCCAUCUGGUGGUCCGGAAGCUGGGGAUUCCCACAUGUUUCGAGAACAGUGAAAAAAUUAGAAAAAUUGGACGACCAAGGCGACAAAUUAUCAACAUCGGUGUUCAACAGUACAGACCAACUAAUCCGAACCACACUUAGCACGAAAUCGACAAAUUUAAAGGCGAUCACACAGAAUAUGGAAUCCAUGAAACCUCCAGUAACACCAAUUAAGGAACUUCAGAUGAAACGAAUGAUAAACACAUCUUUAAGAAGCCGAAAUUCCCGUCAAAUGAACUAUCCAUUCAUCAUUUACGGAGGCUGCUCACCCUAUGGAAAUUCAGGACCUUGGAUGAACCCUUAUUACCCUGGCGCACAGCGGGCGUCUAAUAACCCACUCGCCACAGUUUUGAAUGGCAUAGCAGCCACGACGCCCUUUUUAUUCUUAAUUCAAAAAUAUUUAGAACAAUUGCACGGGUAAUAAAUUUUCUGAUCUACGAGUGAAAAUAAAAUACUUUUGUUUUCUGCA